Messenger RNA from Tachyglossus aculeatus (Australian echidna), 1972 nucleotides. RefSeq names its product ubiquilin 4 (gene UBQLN4). The record is from RefSeq and is a predicted model, not a curated record. Gene Ontology annotation, molecular function: polyubiquitin modification-dependent protein binding. Gene Ontology annotation, biological process: ubiquitin-dependent protein catabolic process. The transcript has 10 exons. Lineage: Eukaryota; Metazoa; Chordata; Mammalia; Monotremata; Tachyglossidae. Bases 34 to 1905 code for a protein of 623 amino acids. Gene Ontology annotation, cellular component: cytosol.
GGGCCGGACGGGGCCGGAGCCGCGGCCGGAGCCAUGGCGGAGCCCGCCGCCGGGCCCCAGCGGGGACCCCCGAUCCGCGUCACCGUGAAGACCCCCAAGGACAAGGAGGAGAUCGAUAUCGGGGAGGGGGCGUCCGUCAGAGAGUUCAAGGAAGAAAUCUCCCGCCGCUUCAAGGCGCAGCAGGACCAGCUGGUGCUGAUUUUCGCGGGGAAGAUCCUGAAGGACGGAGACACCCUCAAGCAGCACGGAGUCAAGGACGGGCUGACCGUCCACCUGGUCAUCAAGACCCCGCAGAAAGCCCAGGAGCCCCCGGCCGCCGGCCCAGCCGACGCGAGCGUCCCGGGCCCGGACGCCCCCUCGGCGCCCGCGGACGCCCCCUCCUCGCCCGCGGCCCCGGCCCAGCCGUCCACCUCGGGGGCCGCCCCCGCGGACGCGGGCGGCGGGGGCCGGAGGCCGGGGGCCGGGGUGGGUGAGGGGGCCGCCCCCGCCUCGGCGUCCAUCCUCUCCGGUUUCGGCGGGCUCCUGGGACUGAGCAGCCUGGGCCUGGGCUCGGCCAACUUCAUGGAGCUGCAGCAGCAGAUGCAGCGGCAGCUCAUGUCCGACCCGGAGCUGCUGACGCAGAUCAUGGAGAACCCCCUGGUGCAGGACGUCAUGGCCCAGCCGCAGCUCAUGCGCCACAUGAUCAUGGCCAACCCCCAGAUGCAGCAGCUCAUGGAGCGGAACCCCGAGAUCAGCCACAUGCUCAACAAUCCCGAGCUCAUGCGCCAGACGAUGGAGCUGGCCCGCAACCCGGCCAUGAUGCAGGAGAUGAUGCGCAACCAGGACCGGGCGCUCAGCAACCUGGAGAGCAUCCCCGGCGGCUACAACGCCCUGCGCCGCAUGUACACCGACAUCCAGGAGCCCAUGUUCAGUGCCACCCGAGAGCAGUUCGGCAGCAACCCCUUCUCCUCGCUGGCGGCCAGUUCGGACGGCGCGGCCUCCCAGCCGCUGCGCACGGAGAACCGCGAGCCCCUCCCCAACCCCUGGAGCCCCUCCCCGCCCGCGGCCCAGGCGGGGCCGGCGGGCGAGGGCUCGGGGGGCCCGGGGGGCCCCGCCGCCCCCACCGUCUCCAACCCGUUCGGCAUCAACGCGGCCAGCCUGGGCGCCGGUAAGGACCCGCCCGCGGCGGUUGGGAGGCCGGGCCGGGCCGGGGAGCGGGGCCGGGGGGCCGGCGGCGCUGACUCGGCCUCGCCGCCGGGCGCAGGGAUGUUCAACAGCCCCGAGAUGCAAGGCCUCCUGCAGCAGGUGGCCGAGAACCCGCAGCUGAUGCGCAGCGUGCUGUCGGCCCCGUACAUGCGAGGCCUGAUGCAGGCGCUUUCCCAGAACCCCGACCUGGCGGCCCAGAUGAUGGUGAACGUGCCCCUGCUGUCGGGGAGCCCCCAGCUCCAGGAGCAGCUGCGCCUGCAGCUCCCCGUCUUCCUGCAGCAGAUGCAGAACCCGGAGUCCCUGUCGGUCCUGACCAACCCGCGGGCCAUGCAGGCUCUGCUGCAGAUCCAGCAGGGGCUGCAGACGCUGCAGACGGAAGCCCCCGGCCUGGUGCCCAGCCUCGGCAACCUGGCCGCGCCCCGGAUCCCCGCUGCGGACGCCGCGGCGGCCCCGUCCACCACGGCGCCGUCCCCCGCGGGGAGCGCCGCGCCCGGCGGGGCCAGCCCCCAGCAGCAGCUCAUGCAGCAGAUGGUGCAGCUGCUGGCCGGAGCGGGCGGCGGGGGACAGGCGCAGACCCCCGAAGUCCAGUACCAGCAGCAGCUGGAGCAGCUGAGCGCCAUGGGCUUCAUCGACCGGGAGGCCAACGUGCAGGCCCUGAUCGCCACCGGCGGGGACAUCAACGCCGCCAUCGAGAGACUGCUGGGGGCCCAGCCCUCCUAACCCCCCGCCCGCCCGGCUCCGCGCGGCCCCCUCUCCCCCCGGCCCCUCCGGUAUUUACACACCUGGG